AUGAUUAAGAUCUCCUUCGAGGGAAGCCAAGGAGGCAUCGGCGUGAACUACGGAAGACUAGGCAGCAACCUCCCCCCUCCCGACCGAGUAGUCUCCCUCCUGAAAUCUCGAAACGUGACGAGAACUCGUGUUUUCAACCCCGACCAAGAUGUCCUCCGAGCUUUCGAAGGCUCCGGGGUUGAAGUGACGCUCGGCACUCUCAACGGCGACCUCCCCGCCCUCGCUUCCGACAAAUCUUUCGCUGCCGAGUGGGUCAACGAUAACAUCGUCCCGUUCGCGGACUCCGUUGCUUUUCGCUACAUCACCGUCGGUAACGAAGUGAUACCGAGCGAGCUUGGCCCCGCCGUUCAGAACCUCGAGGAAGCUUUACGCAGCGUGAAUCUUCAAAUUCCCGUUACCACGGUCGUAGCCACGAAUGUGUUAGGCGUCUCGUUCCCGCCGUCGCAGGGCGCGUUCUCCGAGGCCGCAGGGCCGAUCAUGACCAGUUUGCUCGCAUUCCUGGCGUCCAAAAACACACCGCUUCUGGUGAACGUCUACCCUUACUUCGCUUAUGCGGCUGACCCCAAAAGUUUUAUACUGGACUACGCGCUCCUCAACACCACCAAAGUCAUUGUUCACGAUGGCGCUCUUGGUUACACGAACCUGUUCGAUGCAAUAGUCGACGCCGUUUACUCUGCGAUGGAGAAGGUCAGCGCGUCCAGUAUUGACAUCGCCGUGUCGGAGACUGGGUGGCCAUCAGGUGGUGGACCUGUCGCAGCGACGAUAGAAAAUGCGAGGAUAUAUAACAAUAAUGUCGCGGAGCGCGUCAAGGCUGAUGUUGGAACUCCAAAGAGGCCGGGAAAGUUUAUUGAGACGUACUUGUUUGCUUUGUUCAAUGAGAAUCGCAAGCCGGAGGGCACUGAGCAGAACUUUGGAUUGUACUAUCCCAAUAUGACCGAGGUUUAUCGUGUGGAUUUAAGUUAGGGAGGGCUAAAUUUUGGAUUUUCGGAUAGUUUGAAUUGA
Messenger RNA from Asparagus officinalis (garden asparagus), 1002 nucleotides. RefSeq names its product putative glucan endo-1,3-beta-glucosidase GVI. Bases 1 to 963 code for a protein of 320 amino acids. Gene Ontology annotation, cellular component: plasma membrane. Lineage: Eukaryota; Viridiplantae; Streptophyta; Magnoliopsida; Asparagales; Asparagaceae. Gene Ontology annotation, biological process: carbohydrate metabolic process. The transcript has 3 exons. Gene Ontology annotation, molecular function: hydrolase activity, hydrolyzing O-glycosyl compounds. The record is from RefSeq and is a predicted model, not a curated record.